This is a messenger RNA of Trichosurus vulpecula (common brushtail), 4274 nucleotides long. It is a transcript of the gene ADCY3, whose product is annotated as adenylate cyclase 3. Lineage: Eukaryota; Metazoa; Chordata; Mammalia; Diprotodontia; Phalangeridae. Gene Ontology annotation, molecular function: adenylate cyclase activity. Gene Ontology annotation, cellular component: plasma membrane. The coding region runs from base 210 to 3656 and encodes 1148 amino acids. The transcript is spliced from 21 exons. The record is from RefSeq and is a predicted model, not a curated record. Gene Ontology annotation, biological process: adenylate cyclase-activating G protein-coupled receptor signaling pathway; cAMP biosynthetic process; intracellular signal transduction.
AGUCCCACCUGCUGCUCAGAAGCCUCAAACCAAGCUCCGUUCCAGUCGGCAAAGGUUGUUGCUCUUCAGCCCCAGACAAGAAAAGGUCCUUGGAAAAUCAUCCCCAGGCUUGAUGGGGUCCUGGUAGGACAGGCCAACUGGAAGAACCUUCCACCCUUCACUCGCCUUUCCAGUUCUCUGAGUACGCCUGAGACUAAACACCUGACAGAAUGCCUAGGAACCAGGGCUUCUCCGAGGCUGAGUAUUCGGCCGAACCGUCGGCCGAGUACUCGGUCAGCUUGCCUUCAGAUCCUGAGCGGGCGGGUGGCCGGACCCAUGAAAUCUCUGUCAGGAACACGGGCUCCUGCCUCUGCCUGCCCCGCUUCAUGCGUUUGACUUUUAUCCCGGAGUCCUUGGAGAAUCUGUAUCAGACAUAUUUCAAGAGGCAACGCCACGAGACCCUCCUGGUUCUGGUCAUUUUCGCUGCCCUCUUUGAUUGCUAUGUGGUGAUCAUGUGUGCUGUGGUCUAUUCCAGUGACAAGCUGGCUCCCAUUGUGGUGGCAGCGGUGGGGCUGCUGCUGGACAUCAUCCUCUUCGUUCUCUGUAAGAAGGGCCUUCUGCCAGAUAGAGUCAGCAGGAAGGUGGUCCCCUACGUGCUAUGGCUGCUGAUCACUGCCCAGAUCUUCUCUUACCUUGGCCUGAACUUUGCUCGCUCCCACGCGGCCAGUGACACGGUGGGCUGGCAGGCCUUCUUCGUCUUCUCCUUCUUCAUCACGCUGCCCCUCAGCCUCACUCCUAUUGUGCUCAUCUCCGUGGUCUCCUGCUGCAUCCAUACUCUGGUGCUGGGGGUUACUGUUGCCCAGCAGCAGCAGGAACAGUUGGAUGGCAUUGAGUUGGUAAGAGAGAUCCUGGCUAAUGUUAUCAUCUACCUGUGCGCCAUCAUCGUGGGCAUUAUGUCCUACUACAUGGCUGACCGCAAGCAUCGGAAGGCCUUCCUUGAAGCCCGUCAGUCCCUUGAAGUGAAGAUCAACCUGGAGGAACAGAGCCAGCAGCAGGAAAACCUUAUGCUUUCCAUCUUACCCAAGCAUGUGGCUGAUGAGAUGUUAAAGGACAUGAAGAAAGAUGAGAGCCAGAAGGACCAGCAACAGUUCAAUACCAUGUACAUGUACCGCCAUGAGAAUGUCAGCAUUCUGUUUGCUGACAUCGUGGGUUUCACUCAGCUCUCUUCAGCCUGCAGUGCUCAGGAGUUGGUGAAGCUGCUCAAUGAACUCUUUGCCCGCUUUGACAAGCUGGCAGCUAAAUACCACCAGCUGCGUAUCAAGAUCCUGGGAGAUUGUUACUACUGCAUCUGUGGGUUGCCAGACUACCGGGAAGAUCAUGCUGUCUGCUCCAUCCUCAUGGGGCUUGCCAUGGUGGAUGCUAUUUCGUAUGUGCGGGAGAAGACAAAGACUGGGGUGGAUAUGCGUGUUGGCGUCCAUACGGGCACUGUGCUGGGCGGCGUGCUAGGCCAGAAGCGAUGGCAGUAUGAUGUGUGGUCCACGGAUGUUACUGUCGCCAACAAGAUGGAAGCUGGUGGCAUCCCUGGGCGUGUGCACAUCUCACAGAGCACCAUGGACUGCUUGAAGGGUGAGUUUGAAGUGGAGCCAGGUGAUGGAGGCAGCCGCUGUGACUACCUGGAGGAAAAAGGCAUUGUCACCUACCUCAUUUGUUCUCCUAAACCCGUGUCUCCAGAUCAGCAGCAGACCCCUAAUGGUAUCAAUGGCACGGCCACAAAGAUAGGGCUGUCGCAGCCCAGCUCCCCCAUCCUGAUCAACACCAAGGAGACCAAGGAGCCCAAGGAGCCGAAUGGAAGCAUCACAGCCACCUCCCCAACCCCUGAGGAGACCGAGGAUCUGGACACCCAGGUGGUCAACCCUUCGUUCCCCAACCCUCGGCGGCGCUUGCGCCUUCACGAUUUGGCAGAGAGGGUUGUGGACGCCUCUGAGGAUGAACAUGAGCUCAACCAGCUGCUCAGUGAGGCUCUGCUGGAGAGGGAGUCAGCACAGGUAGUAAAGAAAAGAAACACGUUCCUUCUCUCCAUGAGGUUUAUGGACCCUGAGAUGGAGACACGUUACUCAGUGGAGAAGGAGAAGCAGAGCGGGGCUGCCUUCAGCUGCUCCUGCGUCGUGCUCCUUUGCACGUCCCUGGUGGUGAUCCUGAUUGAUCCUUGGCUGAUGACAAAUUACGUGACAUUUGUGGUUGGAGAGAUCCUGCUGCUGAUUCUGACAAUCUGCUCAAUGGCUGCCAUCUUCCCCCGGCUAUUCCCAAAGAAGCUUGUGGCCUUUUCUACCUGGAUUGACCGGACCCGUUGGGCCAGGAAUACUUGGGCCAUGUCCGCCAUUUUCAUUCUUAUCUUGGCCAAUGUUGUAGAUAUGCUCAGCUGCUUGCAGAACUACACGGGAAUUACCAAUGGGACAACGGUGACCAUCAUGGCAGGCGGCUGUGUGGACAAUCCCAAGUACUACAGCUACAUUGCCGUGCUAGCGCUCAUUGCCGCCAUCAUGCUGGUGCAGGUCAGCCACAUGGUGAAGCUCACGCUCAUGCUACUGGUCACAGCAGCCGUGGGUGUCAUCAACAUCUACGCCUGGCGCCCCAUCUUUGAUGCUUAUGACAGAAAACGCUUCCAGGAACAUGACUUCCCACCCCUGGUCAUUACAGAGAAGAUGCAGGUGUUCACCACCCUCAAUGGCACUGAUGGGCUGCCCCUGAUCCCCUCCAAGUACUCCAUGACCGUGAUGGUCUUCGUGAUGAUGAUAAGCUUUUACUACUUUGCCCGACAUGUGGAAAAACUGGCCCGGACCCUGUUCCUGUGGAAGAUUGAAGUCCAUGACCAGAAGGAACGUGUAUAUGAGAUGAGACGCUGGAACGAGGCCUUGGUCACAAACAUGCUGCCAGAGCAUGUGGCCCGUCAUUUCUUGGGCUCAAAGAAACGGGAUGAGGAACUGUACAGUCAAUCAUAUGAUGAGAUUGGAGUCAUGUUUGCCUCCCUGCCCAACUUUGCUGACUUCUACACAGAGGAGAGUAUCAACAAUGGUGGCAUUGAAUGUCUUCGUUUCCUUAAUGAGAUCAUCUCUGACUUUGACUCCCUCCUAGACAACCCUAAAUUUCGUAUCAUCACCAAGAUCAAGACCAUUGGCAGUACCUAUAUGGCAGCAUCAGGUGUCACCCCAGAUGUCAACACCAAUGGCUUUACAAGUGGAAACAAGGAGGAAAAGUCAGAUAAGGAGCGCUGGCAGCAUCUUGCAGAUCUGGCUGACUUUGCUCUGGCCAUGAAGGACACUCUCACUAACAUCAACAAUCAAUCUUUCAACAAUUUCAUGCUUCGCAUAGGUAUGAACAAAGGAGGAGUACUGGCUGGGGUCAUAGGGGCCCGAAAACCACACUAUGACAUUUGGGGGAAUACUGUCAAUGUGGCCAGUAGGAUGGAGUCAACAGGUGUCAUGGGCAACAUCCAGGUGGUGGAGGAAACACAGACCAUCCUACGGGAAUAUGGCUUCCGCUUUGUAAGACGUGGUCCCAUCUUUGUCAAAGGAAAGGGUGAGCUGCUGACCUUCUUCCUGAAGGGACGGGAUAAGCCAGCCCCGUUCCCUAAUGGCUCCUCUGUCACCCUACCCCACCAGGUAGUGGACAACUCCUGAGUGGCUCCCACCCACCCAGAGAUGGGAGGGGCAGUUCCUGAAAUCAGAGCACUACUUUGUGAAAGACGAAUGACCAAGUCUUGACAUUCCAAAAUUAUCAAAUGGAUUCCCACAUAGACUUUAGAUACAGCCUCUCUCUGCUUCUCCUUUGUCCUGGGAGUGUGAGCUCAGUGGGUACCUGCAAUCACCCCUCAGUGUGCUUACAGCUUCUCCUUCAAAGUAGGGAGAAAUAGUCCUGGAAUGACCUUUCCAGAAUCCUAGCACUUCCCUCCCUGGGCCCCUCCUCUCCCCCCUAGCCAAGAGAGGCCAGAGCCACUGUGAGCAGAGCACUUGUAUCAGGGACUGAGCAAAGGUCUUUGCUACUGGGCUGGCCACCCAGAUCCAAUGGGGGUCUGCACAGAUGGGAAGGAUUGAGGCUCUGUCUGUUAUGGAGUUCCAGAGAGGGUCCAGUUUGUUUUCAUGCAGUCUGAGAGAAGUAAACAGACCAGUCCUGAUUGGUCUGUUCAUCAUAAUGGCAUUCCUGGACAUCCCUGCCACCAUAGUCUUGAGAUCAGGAAGAGAGAGUGCAAUAUUUCCUUUUACUUGGGGGAGGGGAAAAAUUUAUUUCCAAAAGAAAGA